AUGUUUUUAUCUAUCUGUCACAUUCAUUUAUCUAUCUAUCUAUCUUCUAUCUAUCUAUCUAUCUAUCUCAUCAUAUUCAUUUCUAUCUAUCUAUCUAUCUAUCAUCUAUCUUUUCUUCAUCUAUUCUUUUCAUUAUCUAUCACAUCAUUUUCAUUUCUAUUUCUAUUAUCUAUCUAUCUUUCUAUCUAUCUUUGUUUUUCUUCUAUUAUCUUCUAUCUAUCUUUCUAUUUCUAUCUAUCCAUUUCCAUCUUUCUUUCCUAUCUAUCUAUCUUCUUUCCAUCACAUUUCGAUCAUCCAAACUAUCUAUUAUCUAUCUAUCUCUAUCUCUCUUCAUAUCUAUCUAUCUAUCUAAAAUCUAUACUUUUCCAUCCAUUAUAUAUCCAUCUAUCCAUCGUUCCAUCCAUCUAUCCAUCACAUUUCAUUUCAUCCAUCAAAUCAUGUCCAUUGUCUUCUGUCAAAUGUCCAUCCAUCCAUCCAUCCAUCCAUCCAUCCAUUUCACAUACACCAUCCAUUUAUCUAUCCAUUCUUUCUCCAUCUAUUUCUCCUCCAAAUGAUCUAGAAAUAAAAAUUAUUAUCUGUCAAUCUAUUCUAUCAUCUAUCUAUCUAUCUAUCUAUCUAUCACAUUACUCAUUAUAUUCUUUCUUUUCUAUCUAUCUAUCGCUUAAAUUAUGGCAUUCAUCUGCAGCUUUGUCGCAUCUAUCUAUCUAUCUAUCUUUUUGUUCUAUCUAUCUAUCUAUCUAUACUCUAUCUAUAAUCAUCUAUCUAUCUAUCUCAGUUUGUGUGUGUCAAGAUGAUAUUCGUCAGGUCCUUAUAUCGACAAUUACCGGUCUCUCACUGAAGGAAUCUAUCUAUCUAUCUGUCUAUCUAUCUAUCUAUCUAUCUAUCUAUCUAUCUAUCUAUCUAUCUCAGUUUUUCCUUUCUGUCUCAUUAUUUACCAGUCCCUGUCUCUUCAUAUAUAUCUAUCCAUCUACGUUUUUCUUCUCUUUGUCUGUUUUCCUGCCUAUCAAUCUCAGCCUCUUCAUAUCUAUCUAUCUAUCUAUCUAUCUAUCUAUCUAUCUAUCUAUCUAUCUAUCUAUCUGUCAAGGCAGCGAAAACGUCUUUGAACUCCCCUGCGCGCGCACACACACAUCUAUCUAUCUAUCUAUCUAUCUAUCCAGCGAUUUACUGAGCUUAGCUUAG
This is a messenger RNA of Acanthosepion pharaonis, 1179 nucleotides long. The record is from the annotation of a GenBank genome assembly. NCBI's taxonomy places the organism in Eukaryota, Metazoa, Mollusca, Cephalopoda, Sepiida, Sepiidae.